This is a messenger RNA of Miscanthus lutarioriparius, 2346 nucleotides long. The record is from the annotation of a GenBank genome assembly. NCBI's taxonomy places the organism in Eukaryota, Viridiplantae, Streptophyta, Magnoliopsida, Poales, Poaceae.
AUGGCGAGCGCCAAGACGAAGCUGCAGCUGCAGGAGAGGGUCCCGCUCCCCCGCACGGCAUGGAAGCUGGCCGACCUCGCCGUUCUCUUCCUGCUCCUGGCCCUCCUCGCUCACCGUGUGUCCUCGCUGAUGGUGGCCAGCGGCGGCGGCGCGGCGUGGUGCUGGCUCGCCGCGCUCAUCUGCGAGGCGUGGUUCACGGUGGUGUGGCUCAUCAACAUGAACGCCAAGUGGAACCCGGUCCGCUUCGACACGCACCCUGAACGCCUCGCCCAACGCACCGACGAGCUGCCGGCGGUGGACAUGUUCGUGACGACGGCGGACCCGAGGCUGGAGCCGCCGGUGGUGACGGUGAACACGGUGCUGUCGCUGCUGGCGCUGGACUAUCCCGCGGGGAAGCUCUCGUGCUACGUCUCCGACGACGGGUGCUCGGCGGUGACCUGCUACGCGCUGCGCGAGGCCGCCGAGUUCGCCAAACUCUGGGUGCCCUUCUGCAAGAAACACGGCGUCAAGGUCAGGGCCCCCUUCGUGUACUUCUCCUCCGGCGGCGCGGCGGAGCGUGGUGGGGCCGCCGACGACGCCAAGUUCUUGCGCGCUUGGACACUCGUGAAGAACGCGUAUGAGGAGUUGGUCCGCCGGAUUGAGAACGCAGAAGAGGACUCUCUAGUCCGGCAUGGCGACGGCUUGUUCGCCGAGUUCGUGGGCGCUGAGCGCAGGAACCACCCGACCAUAAUCAAGGUCCUGUGGGACAACAGCAGCAAGAUGAACAGCAAGAGCGAGAGCAAUCAGGAGGCAGACGAUGCAAUCCCAAGCCUCAUAUACGUCUCCAGGGAAAAGAGACCCACACAGCACCAUCACUUCAAGGCCGGGGCCAUGAACGUCCUGACGAGGGUGUCCGCGGUGGUGACCAACGCUCCCAUCAUGCUGAACGUGGACUGCGACAUGUUCGCGAACAACCCGCAGGUGGCCCUCCACGCCAUGUGCCUCCUCCUCGGAUUCGACGACGAGCUCCACAGCGGCUUCGUUCAGGCGCCGCAGAAGUUCUACGGCGGCCUCAAGGACGAUCCUUUCGGGAACCAGAGCCAGGUUAUGUUCGAGAAAAUUGUACACGGAGUUGCCGGACUUCAAGGCAUAUUUUACUGUGGGACCGGUUGCUUUCACCGUAGGAAAGUCAUCUACGGCGUGCCACCAGACUCCAGCACCACCGGCAUCAAAGAUUCACCAUCUUACAAGGAGCUACAGAACAGGUUUGGCAGAUCGAAUGAACUGAUCGAGUCGGCGAGGACCACCAUUUCUGGGGACAUGUUCAAGGCGCCAACUGUGGUGGUGGCAGAUGAUCUAACGAGUCGCAUCGAAGCAGCGAAACAAGUUUCUGCGUGCAACUACGAGACCGACACGAGCUGGGGUCAGGAGGUUGGCUGGGUCUACGGGUCCAUGACGGAGGACAUCCUGACCGGGCAGCGCAUCCACGCCGCCGGCUGGAGGUCGACGAUCCUGAACCCCGACCCUCCGGCGUUCCUCGGGGGCGCACCGACCGGCGGGCCGGCCAGCCUCACCCAGUAUAAGAGAUGGGCGACGGGCUGGCUGGAGAUACUCCUCAGCCGCCAUAACCCGUUCCUUCUCGCCGCAUUCAAGCGCCUCGAUUUCCGGCAAUGCGUCGCCUACCUAGCCAUCGACGUGUGGCCUGUCAGGGCACCUUUUGAGCUGUGCUAUGCAUUGCUACCACCUUACUGCUUCAUUGCAAAUUGCUCCUUCUUGCCAAAGGCAUCAGAACCAGGUUUCGUCAUACCGCUGGCGCUGUUCCUGGCCUACAACAUGUAUAACCUGGGCGAGUACAUGGACUGCCGGCUCUCGACGCGCGCCUGGUGGAACAACCACAGGAUGCAGCGGAUCGUGUCGUCCUCCGCCUGGCUGCUCGCGUUCCUCACCGUGGUCCUCAAGACACUCGGCCUCUCGGAGACGGUGUUCGAGGUGACACGCAAGGAACAGCAGAGCUCGUCCGACGGAGACGCUGGCGAUGGCGCGGACGACGCCGAUCCGGGGCGGUUCACCUUCGACUCGUCGCCGGUGUUCGUCCCGCCGACGGCGCUCGCGAUGCUGAGCGUCGUCGCCGUCGUCGUCGGGGCGUGGAGGGAGGUCGCCGCCGGUACGGCGGAAGGCGCGCCCGGCGGUGUCGUCGGCCCGGGCGUCGGGGAACUCGUGUGCUGCAGCUGGCUGGUGCUCUGCUUCUGGCCGUUCGUGAGGGGGCUCGUCGCCGUCGGCAGGGGAAGCUACGGUAUCCCCAGGAGCGUCAGGCUCAAGGCUUUUCUGCUCGUCGCCGCGUUCGUGCACCUGUGCACGCGCAAGUAA